This is a messenger RNA of Leguminivora glycinivorella, 1437 nucleotides long. RefSeq lists its product as uncharacterized. NCBI's taxonomy places the organism in Eukaryota, Metazoa, Arthropoda, Insecta, Lepidoptera, Tortricidae. Bases 55 to 1008 code for a protein of 317 amino acids. Gene Ontology annotation, molecular function: phosphatidylinositol bisphosphate binding. The transcript has 6 exons. The record is from RefSeq and is a predicted model, not a curated record. Gene Ontology annotation, cellular component: membrane.
CGGCCAGUCGGCGUUUAGUACGUUUAGCGAAAGGACUCGGAUUAUCUUGCCAAAAUGGGUGUGACGGUUAUUGAAGAAUUGCCAAAUAAUGGUUUUUUGAAGUUCAAACAUGACCAACUGUUUCAAGUGCGGAAACAGUUCAAUUUAGAAAAACCGGGAAGAGUGCAGGAAGCGAUAAAACUGCUAAGGGAAUGGGUGGAUAAGCAAGAUUAUUUCAACAAGAAAGAUUUUAGUGAUGCUUAUUUAGAAGUACUUCUAAUAACUACCAAAGGUUCCGUGGAACGAGCUAAAUCGCGAAUCGACAAGUUAUGUACGUACAGAACAAUCUGGCCCCAGUAUUUCACAGCCAUUGACAUCAACUCUUUCAAAGAAAAUUUUAAAACAUUUAAUAGUUUAAUUCUACCAGACGUGACAGAAGACUACACCAGAAUAAACAUAUUUAAAUUAAAUAGCAACGUUCCAUUGCAAGCUGAUCUAAUCUUAACUUACAUAAAGUUUUCUAUCAUUGUGUGCGAAUAUUGCAAGGUGCACGACUACCCCAGCGGUUUCAUCAUAGUCUUGGACUAUCAGGAUGUAAAUCUGUUGGAUUUGAUUGCCGUCCUUAGUCCUACACAAAUACAGCAAAUGGUUUCAUUGUAUAUGGAAGGAUACGGCAUGCGUAUUCGUGGCAUCCACCUGGUGACAACAUCAAAGGUGUCUGAUGCUCUGAUUAAGAUAAUGAAGCAAGUCUUAAGCAAGAAAAUUGGCGAUCGGAUUCAUGUACACAGAAAUUAUGACAGCCUUCAUGAUUUCAUUCCUAAGAAGAUCUUGCCGGCUGACCUUGGUGGUGAUGCUGCGCCUUUGAGUGAAAUGAUGGAGAAUUUCCUUGAAGAACUCAGUACAAAGGAGCAUAUGGAGUACAUGAGAGAUAUUCAGCAAUCUACGGUUGAUCUGAAGAAGAAACCAAAAGAUAGCACCAUUGAAGAAAUGGCAAUGACUGGUUCUUUUAGGACUUUGAGCGUUGAUUGAAUCAGAAUUUCAGAAGGUUUUGACGUUUUAUGUCAGAAAUGCAGAAUGUCACAUUAUUAGUAUGCCAGAUUAGAAGAAUGCCAGAUUAGCAAUAUGAUAUAAUUAGCAUAAUCAAAAUACGGAUAUAGAUUAAAUUAUAUACCAACACACACAAUAAAGGGUCACCGAAUUGAUGAUAGGACCUCCACAUAGAAUACAGGAUAGAUUCCUGUUCUUUAUAAUUAAACUUUGUAAAUAAAGGGUAUGAUAAAUGCCGUAUGAUAAUUUCACUUUAUGCAUGUAUAAGUUUGCUGAUUGCACCCAAGAAUAGGGAUGACGACUACAUAAAAAAAUGGCAUUCUGUUUAGUCCGUCCAAAAAUACUGAACAUAUUUUUCGCUUUUUCUAAUUAAUAAAAAAAUACUUGAUGCUGCAGGCUUGAUGUGACGUC